Aedes albopictus (Asian tiger mosquito) is the source of this 2388-nucleotide messenger RNA. RefSeq names its product semaphorin-1A. Gene Ontology annotation, biological process: positive regulation of cell migration; negative chemotaxis; negative regulation of axon extension involved in axon guidance. Gene Ontology annotation, molecular function: semaphorin receptor binding; chemorepellent activity. NCBI's taxonomy places the organism in Eukaryota, Metazoa, Arthropoda, Insecta, Diptera, Culicidae. The record is from RefSeq and is a predicted model, not a curated record.
AUAACACGAUACCAGCCUUUUUCGGCAACAGCACUGAUUACUUUAAGUUGCUAGAUCAGGACGACAACUCGAUACUGAUCGGGGCGCGGAACGCCCUGUACAACAUCAGCCUGGACCGGUUGAUCGAGCAGCCCAGCCAACGGGUCACGUGGACGUCAUCCGAUGCCCACCGGGAGCUGUGCACUCUGAAAGGCAAGGCGGAUCAAGACUGCCAAAACUACAUUCGCGUGUAUGCGCGGUUAGGCGCUAAUAAGAUCAUGCUUUGCGGGACAAAUGCGUACAAACCGCUGUGCCGGUACUAUAAUUUGCUGCCGGGCAACGGUUCAAUUGCGUACGACAACAAUGAGAUGGAAGCCCUCGGGCGGUGUCCAUAUAAUCCGCUGCAUAAUAGCACUUAUGUGUUCACCGAUGGCCAUCUGUACUCGGCCACGGUGGCAGACUUCUCCGGCGCGGAUCCCCUGAUCUACCGCGAACCGCAGCGAACGGAGCAAUACGACAGCAAGCAGCUCAAUCAGCCGGCCUUUGUGAGCGCCGUGGAGCACAAUGGAUAUGUGCUGUUUUUCUUCCGCGAGGUGGCCGUCGAGUACAUGAACUGCGGAAAAGCGAUCUAUUCGCGCGUGAGCCGCGUCUGCAAAAACGAUAAAGGAGGUCCCCAUCCGUUGAAUGACCGAUGGACGUCGUUCCUCAAAGCGCGGCUCAAUUGUUCCAUACCGGGCGAAUAUCCGUUCUAUUUCGACGAGAUCCAAUCGACAACGAACACGAUAAACGGUUUCUACGGAGGCGAUACCAACCAGAUCAUCUACGCAAUCAUGACUACGCCGGAAAAUGCUAUCGGUGGUUCGGCGGUAUGUGCCUUUGCCAUCCAGGACAUUCUGGACGCCUUCGAGGGUUCCUUCAAGUGGCAGCAAAGCAUCAACUCCAACUGGCUCCAGGUGCCGCAGAACCAAGUGCCGGAACCACGGCCGGGAAAGUGCGUUGACGACAGCCGAACCCUACCGAAAGCAUCGGUAAACUUUGUCAAGAUGAACACUUUGAUGGAUUCGUCCGUGCGAUCGCUGCAUUCCCGGCCCGUUUUCACACGCGUCAGCCUGCUGUACCGGCUGUCCGCGAUCACUGUCGAUCCACAGGUGAAAGCGCUGGACGGCAAAACGUACGACGUAAUCUUCGUAGGAACCAACGACGGAAAGGUCAUUAAAUUCGUUAACAUAAUGUCGUCCGACUCGACGGACGAGGUCAAAACAGUUACAAUCAGUGAAACUCAGGCCUUCCCAAUUGGCACCAAAGUGAACGAAAUGACUAUUUCGAAAAAGAGCAAAAAACUUAUCGUCAUAAGCAAUGGGAAGAUAAUUUCGCUGCCACUGAGUAAUUGCAACGAACACGAGUUCAAAUCAUGCCGCAAGUGCCUCGAGCUGCAAGAUCCCUACUGCGCAUGGGACGACGAGAACCGCGAGUGUCGAAACACCGAUGAGCUACACCAAAGUAGCCGAACGAUCGGUCGUUUCUUCCAGCGGUUAGACGGAUCGAACAUAAACGAGAUCUGCAAGAAGUACGAUCAGCGUGACCAACGACAACACAAAGCGGAGGAAAACGACGUCUACAUGAGGGUGGACGGGUCCGGUUCGGCCGAAAAGGAUAAUCCGCUGGAAACGAAGAACAUCGUCAUCAUCCAGGGCACGGUCACCUCCGUGGGCUCGGUCGACAUUGAUAAUGAAAUACCGAAGAGCUCGAUCGAGGGUAGCGUGUUGACGAAUAAAAUUGGAUCCCACCCGUACCACCAUAAAACAGAUACUCUCAUCACAGAAAACGUGUCGAUUGCAUCAAUCAGCUGGCAUUUUGGCAUUGUACUGGUACUAUUUUCCAUCAUAAUUGGUAUUAUUAUCGGUUACUGUAGCACUCAGUGGGCGAUAAAAAAGCAGUCCUUUCACAGCAGUGAACAUCGAAAUCAGCUGAAUUGGCAUCACACCAAGAACUUGAGCAUGCUUUCGCAGAACCGUACCGGCGGGAAAGACGUGAACCUGCUGAUGAACACGAACACGGGCAAUCAGUACCACACGCAGCAGCAGGCAAUUGUUCAGCAGCUGCAGCAACACCACCAGAACAAUAUGAAGGACAACAUCGACUUCGACUUCAAGGAUCGAAGCGUGGAGUGCAAAAACUCGACGGAAAACCUGGAGAAGGACAUCAGCAAAGGCAUGGGCACGCUGCAGAAGACUCCACAGUUGAAGACAUUCAAGCCUUAGAAGAUACAGAGAGAUAGUUGAUGAUGUGAGGAAGAGUAAUAGAGAAAGAGUGUGAUUGAAGUCCCAAGUGCUGCCGCGGAGAGAGUUUUGCCCAGUGCUUGUAACAAGUAGGUAAAAUAACGCUGAACUGCGCGUGACAACUGAGGGA